CAACUCUUCCCCCCAUUUUAUAUAAGAAACCUCUCAUUUCUUCAACUUCUCCAUCUCGAUCUUCAUCAAUUUCACAAAACUUCCGACGAUUUCUCUCUCUUCAUCUCUUUAUUCAGAAGAAAUGUCUGCUGUUAUGGAGGAUCCCGCUGCCAAAGACCAAGGAAAAUCGACCUCGAGGCUUCUCCGGUAUCCGCUCCGAUCUGCUACGAGAUCCAAGGAGGAGAAACCGCCGCUCGCCGACUCCACAAACUCCCACUCUGCCACUAAAAGGGGAAGGCUUGCCUCAAGUGUGACUAAGAGUGUGAGUGUUCUUGAUCUCUCGGGCAAGGAGAAGUCUGCCAAGCCUCCUAGACGCCUCUCCGUUCCCUCCAAGUCCAACGCCACCCCUGCUUCCAAGUCUUUUGGCAGUAGUAUCACGCCUAUUUCUGAGGCGAGAUCAAAGAGGGCUGCUGUUAACCAAGGAAAGAGUGACACGCCUCUAUCCCAUGCUUCGAAAUCAUCCAAUCGGAAGAAAUUCAACGUGCUAGCAUCAGCAUCUUACUGGCUGACUCAUAUUAAGCACUCUGAAACUGCUGGCAAGCACUCCAUCUCUCUUGGCUUCUUCAAGCUUGCUUUGGAUGCCGGAUGUGAGCCUAUGCAGAAGAUGAGUGAUGAGCUGAAGUCAUAUGUGCGCAAGCACGAACUUUCUGGACUUGAAGAAUCUGUCAAAGAACUGAUUGAAGGCUACAAGAUUUCUGAGAACUAUGAGCCCUCAGAUGCAUCUAUAGCUGGCUCUCAAGCACCUGCAGAUCCUAACCAGUCAUCUGAAGAUGAUGCUCGUAGCUUCACAUCUUCUAUUACUGAUGUUGAGAAGGUGAAGCCAAAGUCACUGCCCACAGCUUCUGAUGAGAUUGAACAAGCCAAGCAAUCUAAAGAUGAGUCUGUGAAGAAGACCAGACGGUCAGUGUCCAAGAUUCCUGCAGUCUCGAAGCCUGCUUCUGAAGCCAGGGGAUGUAGCAUUCAAAGGAAACCUUCAAAACCGGGGAAGCAAAAUUCUGCCAAAGGCGAUGACAAGGUGAAGAAGCAGGGGAAGAAGCCCGCAAAAGCUGUGGAGCCAGUAAAGUCUCAGCCAGAUGAAGCUCUUCAAGAAGAUAAAGAAAACAUGGUUCAUAGAUGAGGAGUGAAGCACAAAUGACAGAAUCCUACAUGAGCAGCAUGGCAAUUCGUUGCUAGAUCGAAGCAGAUUCGAGCAGGACAGGAUUUAACUGCAUGUAUCAGUCAGCAUUGCUCCACAAUUUCCCUGACCUUGCGAUUAUAUUCCCGCUUAUUCUCACUGAACAUCCGAGCAGCUUCAGAGUUCGCAGGAGAAUUUGGAUUUGGGUCAGACAGCAAUGACUGUAACAGAAACGCUUCUUCAUAAAAACUUCAUAGCUUAUCGACAGAGGUGACAAUCAAAGAUUUCAUGAUCAAUGCAACAACAAAAUUCCCAAAUGUAAUGCUCUUACAACCGGACACAAUGUACGCACCCAAAUAUAACUGCAUUCCAGAGCAUAAAGAAUAAACAGAGUAGUAUUUUUCAAAUUAACAGUGAGAGAAG
Salvia splendens (bonfire salvia) is the source of this 1576-nucleotide messenger RNA. RefSeq lists its product as uncharacterized. Bases 122 to 1156 code for a protein of 344 amino acids. The transcript has 6 exons. The record is from RefSeq and is a predicted model, not a curated record. Lineage: Eukaryota; Viridiplantae; Streptophyta; Magnoliopsida; Lamiales; Lamiaceae.